UCUUGAAAUUAGUUCAAGUGAUCAGGCUGCUAACAUGACACGAUAUUUCGUGGCGCUAUUCAUGGUUUACGUCCUAGUACUGUAUAAGGUGUUGAAGUGCAGUUUAUUGGUCACAUUGUGGGGAUAUUUAAGUUGGGUUUUACGUUUCCGUUCGGAAAUGACUUCUUAAAAAGUUUUUAAAAGUUUUGCUUUCUUAAAAAGGAGGAAAGCUAUACGAAAAUGACAGCAUAUUCUGUAACGCUGUCCGUGGUGCUGACUAUCCCACUCAGUUAUAUUGUUGCGAUUUUCAUUUAUUCAUAGAUUUGAAAGAUCAAACAUUUUUGUUAUUUGAGGCAUUACUUUUUGUAUUCUAGCCCAUUUACUACAAAUAACUGCGUUCUUACUACUACUACUACUACUACGUUUUAGAAGUCCGGAUGUAUCUUGUCCACCGUAAAAAUCCAGUGGUUCCUAUUAAUUUGCAUUAUGAAAGUCUAUUUGCACACCCUUCAAACUUGUUCGAGUCAUGCUAUCCAUUACUAUGCCUUCAGUCUGCAAAGGUCUCUCCAAAGUAACAUUUUUGUAAAGGGAAUUCAGCAAACACUUUUUUUUAAAUACUCCAUUGCCAUGAAGACAUAAUGUAAAACUCACAAACAUUAAUUCAGACAUGAUUUUCACACAACAUAAGCAAGUUUCAAAGUAUGUUAAUUAGUGUCAUGUAUUUGUUCUUACUGAUCCAGGAAGCUAGUUUCCCUUAAUUUCUAUAUAGUUUGAUUUAAAUCGGCAACUUUUUGCUUUCAAAAACGGUCAGCAAAAACAGAAAUUAUUUAAGGAGCUAAAAUAUGCAAACAUAUUGAUAUGAUUUAUGUCGCUGCUUGCCAUAAAAGGAGGUCAUUAUGCGCCCAGUCCACAAGGUGUCAGUGUCAUAUCAGCAUCAACUGUUGUGUUAUAUACAUUGGCCCUGCCCCUUCAGAGAGGUUUUGUUCAGGUCGACAGAGAAGAGGUAGUACGUUCAACAGAGAGAGUGUUGCCGUUGUUGUAUUUUUACAUAGAUCAUUUAAAAAAAUGGAAUAUUUUCAAACUGUAUAUUUUGAGGCUUAGGCUUUUACCUUUUUUUGUAAGGACCUUUGACUGGAAAUAAUAAUAAUAAUAAUACAAACUGAAACGAUGGGAGCCGGAGGACAAAGAAGAGGAAUACAAUCCUGGUGGUUAGCCAUCCGUUUUUCUGUGAUGCUCAGCUGUGUGGAGUGGGUUUCAGCUCAGAUAAAAUAUUCAGUUCCAGAGGAAGUAAAAGUGGGAUCCGUUGUUGGAAAUGUCGCCAAGGAUCUAGGAUUGGACAUCAGUUCGCUGCAGGAACGACGGUUUCGUAUUGUUUCGGGAACUAAAGAUGCUCAGUUUGAAGUAAAUCAGAACAAUGGCGUCUUGUAUGUGCAUAAGAACAUCGAUCGAGAGGAGCUUUGUGAAAGCGUUUCUCCGUGUUUAAUGAACAUAAAAAUGGUAGCUGAGAACCCCAUGGAAAUACAUUAUGUUGGAGUUGAAAUCAUAGAUGUAAAUGAUAAUUCACCAAGCUUUCAAGAGGAAGAAAAAAUAUUAGAAAUUCCUGAGUCCAUUGUUCCUGGCAAACGUUUCCAGUUACCAACUGCGCACGAUCCAGAUGUUGUCACCAAUACUGUGCGUGUGUAUAAAUUAAAUCAAAACGAAUAUUUUAGUAUACAAAUCCGAGAGAGAGGAGAGGACAAGAUACCAUUCUUAGUUCUACAAAAGUCUCUGGAUAGAGAAAAGCACCAUGAGCACAGAUUGAUUCUGACAGCAGUUGACGGUGGAAAUCCACCGAGAUCAGGGACACUUAAUGUCACAGUUAUAGUUCUCGAUUCCAAUGAUAACCAUCCUACAUUUACACAAGAAGUGUAUUCAGUAACAGUACCUGAGAAUGUAGCUGCAGAUACAAGUGUUAUUAAGGUAAAGGCAACUGACGUGGAUGAGGGCCCAAAUGGAGAAAUUGAAUACUAUUUCGGUGGUGAACUUGACCGGAAGAUAUAUGAUGUGUUUAGCUUAGAUAAAGACACCGGUGAAAUUCGAGUAAAAGGAGAAAUUGACUUUGAGAAGGUUGACGUUUUUAAGUUAGACGUCCAUGCAACUGACAAAGGACAGCCUCCAAUGACUACCGAUUGCAGGGUGAUCAUUAAAGUGCUCGACAAAAACGACAACAAACCUCAAAUAGAAGUAACAUCCCUGUUAAACAUGGUGGCUGAAGACUCAAAACCUGGGACUGUGGUUUCCCUUAUUAGUAUUACAGACCAAGACGGCGGUUUAAACGGUAAAGUAAUAUGCAGUCUUUCGGAUAAUGUGCCAUUCGAUUUAAAACCAUCUUUUCAAGAUAAUAUGUACUCAUUAGUUUUGAAACAGCAUUUAGAUCGAGAAUCAGUUUCGCAUUAUGACAUCAAAAUAACAGCUACAGACUGUGGUCAGCCUCCUCUGUCUACAUUCAAAACUCUAAGUAUUGAUGUAUCAGACGUGAAUGAUAAUGUCCCAGAAUUUUUGCAUAAUCCAAUUGAACUUUAUCUGGUAGAAAAUAACGUGCCUGGAAACCCUAUAUUUUCUGUUACUGCUACAGAUAAAGACUUAAAUAAAAAUGCAGCUUUAACUUAUCAUAUAGUUAGAGAGGAAGGUAGUCAAAUAAAAAUUGCAGCAUUUUUAAAUAUCAAUUCAGAUAAUGGACAAAUAUCGGCGCUAAAAAGUUUUGACUUUGAAACUCUGAAAACGUUCCAGUUCCAAGUUGUUGCCUCAGAUUCUGGAACUCCGUCACUAAGCAGCAACGUCACAGUGAACGUGUUCAUUCUGGAUCAGAACGACAACGCUCCAGUCAUCCUGUAUCCAGUCAGCUCCAACGGUUCUGCUGAAGGUGUGGAGGAGAUUCCCCGCAAUGUGAACGCAGGACACUUGGUGACUAAAGUCAGAGCCUAUGACGCUGAUAUAGGAUAUAACGGCUGGUUACUGUUUUCACUGCAGGAAGUUACUGACCACAGUCUCUUUGCUUUGGACCGCUAUACAGGACAGAUCAGAACACUUCGCUCAUUCACAGAGACAGACGAGGCCGAGCAUAAACUGGUCAUACUGGUGAAAGACAAUGGGAACGUUUCACUCUCAGCAACAGCUACUGUGAUUGUCAAACUUGUGGAGCCCAAAGAGGCUUUUGCAGCUUCUGAUGUUAAAAGUUCAACUAAAGUUGACGAGGAGGACAAUGUUACAUUUUAUCUGAUGAUAACUUUGGGCUCAGUUUCAGUACUUUUUCUGGUCAGUAUCAUCGUGUUGAUUGCAAUGCAGUGCUCUAAAUCUACAGACUAUACUUCUAAAUAUCUACAAGAGCCUAAUUAUGACGGGACACUGUGUCACAGCAUCCAGUACAGAUCGGGAGACAAACGGUACAUGUUAGUUGGACCCAGGAUGAGUAUAGGAUCUACUAUAGUGCCGGGCAGCCAUGCGAAUACACUAGUGCUUCCUGACAGGAGGAGGGCAUCUGGAGAGGUAAGACAUUAAAAAUAAAGGUUUUAUCUGCUAUCUUCAAAAGCAUACAGUUCA
Messenger RNA from Dicentrarchus labrax (European seabass), 3558 nucleotides. RefSeq names its product protocadherin gamma-A11-like. Gene Ontology annotation, cellular component: plasma membrane. Bases 1147 to 3516 code for a protein of 789 amino acids. Gene Ontology annotation, molecular function: calcium ion binding. Lineage: Eukaryota; Metazoa; Chordata; Actinopteri; Moronidae. Gene Ontology annotation, biological process: homophilic cell-cell adhesion. The transcript is spliced from 2 exons. The record is from RefSeq and is a predicted model, not a curated record.